Molecule: messenger RNA, 2155 nt
Organism: Carassius auratus (goldfish)
Lineage: Eukaryota; Metazoa; Chordata; Actinopteri; Cypriniformes; Cyprinidae
Product: vesicular glutamate transporter 2.2
Exons: 12
Coding region: 395-2143 (582 amino acids)
Biological process (GO): regulation of synapse structure or activity; synaptic transmission, glutamatergic; neurotransmitter loading into synaptic vesicle
Cellular component (GO): synaptic vesicle membrane; excitatory synapse
Molecular function (GO): neurotransmitter transmembrane transporter activity; L-glutamate transmembrane transporter activity
Source: RefSeq, a predicted model, not a curated record
UGGAGCGCGCGGCUCACUCUCUGGACGGACGCGCGCCUUCUCUCGCGCCAGACUCCUCUUCGCGCUCUUUGUCAUUUUCCAGCUUUCGAAGGUGAAUUCUGACGGAAUAUUCUCCUUUAUAGUUGAAAAUAUGUCGGCAAAAUGGAAAACCGAAGAAUCACAGAAGUCGAAGGAAAAGGAGUUUGAAAGGACAUCUCAGUGACUGUGAAUCAAGCUUUUAACUGAUUGAUUAUUUGGCUGGUUUUUAGGUCGUCUACGAGGAAUAAAACAGCAUUUUUACCUGGUCCAAAAAUACAGCUCAGGUUUCCACACUCAAGGAAUAUGCUGAAAUAUCACAAAACCAAUUCAAAUUAAGAGUUAUUUUUAAUAUCGAGUGGAAUAUAAAUCUCUGGAGAUGGAUGUGAUGAAGGAACGAGUUUUGGCCCCCGGUAGGGAACGACUGAGGAAUCUGGCCGGGAAAACCCUGGGACACAUGCACAGGGUGAUGGAGCGGAAGCAGGAGAAUGCGGGUGAGGUGAUGGAGCUGACGGAGGACGGGCGGCCCGCGCAGCUCCGGGAGAAGAAAGCGCCGCUGUGCGACUGCACGUGCUUCGGGCUCCCGCGCCGCUACAUCAUCGCCAUCAUGAGCGGCCUCGGCUUCUGCAUCUCUUUCGGGAUCCGCUGCAACCUCGGAGUCGCGAUCGUCGGUAUGGUCAACAACAGCACGGUUCACCGGGGCGGCAAGAUCAUCAUCACGGAGAAAGCCAAGUUUAACUGGGACCCGGAGACGGUGGGGAUGAUCCACGGCUCGUUUUUCUGGGGUUACAUCGUGACACAGAUCCCGGGAGGAUAUAUAUGCUCGAGACUCGCGGCCAACAGGGUGUUCGGUGCUGCUAUCCUGCUCACCUCCACGCUCAAUAUGUUCAUCCCCUCUGCUGCUCGAGUGCACUACGGCUGUGUCAUGUUCGUCAGGAUCCUGCAGGGCCUCGUCGAAGGUGUGACCUACCCAGCAUGCCAUGGGAUUUGGAGCAAGUGGGCUCCGCCCCUUGAGAGAAGUCGCUUAGCAACUACCUCUUUUUGUGGGUCGUACGCGGGCGCUGUGGUGGCCAUGCCGCUGGCUGGGAUAUUAGUGCAGUACUCAGGCUGGUCUUCUGUCUUCUACAUAUAUGGCAGCUUUGGGAUCGUCUGGUACAUGUUUUGGAUUCUGGUUUCCUAUGAGAGCCCAGCAGAUCAUCCCACCAUUACUGAUGAAGAGAGGACUUACAUUGAGGAGAGUAUUGGAGAAAGUGCCAAUCUAAUGGGGGCGACUGAGAAAUUCAAGACACCCUGGAGGAAGUUCUUCACCUCCAUGCCGGUCUAUGCAAUCAUCGUGGCCAACUUCUGCAGGAGCUGGACCUUCUAUCUGCUGCUCAUCAGUCAGCCAGCGUACUUUGAAGAAGUGUUUGGCUUUGAAAUCAGUAAGGUCGGUAUGGUCUCUGCUCUGCCUCACCUGGUCAUGACCAUCAUAGUGCCAAUCGGCGGUCAACUGGCUGACUUCCUGCGCAGCAAAAACAUCUUAUCCACCACCACCGUCAGGAAAAUCAUGAACUGUGGAGGGUUUGGAAUGGAGGCCACUCUGCUGUUAGUGGUUGGUUUCUCUCACAGUAAAGGAGUGGCCAUCUCAUUUCUGGUGCUAGCUGUUGGUUUCAGCGGCUUUGCUAUAUCAGGUUUUAAUGUCAACCACUUGGACAUCGCGCCGAGGUACGCCAGCAUACUGAUGGGCAUCUCUAAUGGAGUGGGCACGCUCUCUGGUAUGGUCUGCCCUCUGAUUGUAGGUGCUAUGACCAAAAACAAGACGCGUGAGGAAUGGCAGAACGUGUUCCUGAUCGCCGCACUGGUGCAUUACGGCGGCGUGGUCUUCUACGGGAUUUUCGCGUCUGGUGAGAAGCAGCCAUGGGCCGAUCCGGAGGAGACCAGCGAGGAGAAGUGUGGCUUCAUCGAUGAAGACGAGUUAGCGGAGGAGACCGGUGACAUCACGAUGAGCCAUGCUCCUUUCGGGGGCCCCGCCAAAACAUACGGGGCCACGACCCAGCUGAACGGGGGAUGGGCGAAAGGAUGGGAGAAAACUGAGGAAUACAUCCAGGAGGACGCCGAGCAGACGUAUAGAGGAGAACGGUACUCCUAGAGUCAAAGCACA